This is a messenger RNA of Pediculus humanus corporis (human body louse), 2019 nucleotides long. RefSeq names its product Ral guanine nucleotide exchange factor, putative. The record is from RefSeq and is a predicted model, not a curated record. Bases 1 to 2019 code for a protein of 672 amino acids. NCBI's taxonomy places the organism in Eukaryota, Metazoa, Arthropoda, Insecta, Psocodea, Pediculidae. Gene Ontology annotation, molecular function: guanyl-nucleotide exchange factor activity. The transcript has 10 exons. Gene Ontology annotation, cellular component: plasma membrane. Gene Ontology annotation, biological process: positive regulation of GTPase activity; Ras protein signal transduction.
AUGCACUAUGCUGAAAUGCCACAGGACGUCUCUUGUGACAGUUUGUCGGCUUACAGAGCCGUAGAGAAAACAUAUCAAAACGGGGAUUGUUCCGAACUCCGAUUGGAACUCCAAUUACCCGAAGAUGCUUACGUCAAAAAGAAAGGAUUCAACAAAACGGUGGAAAAAUCACCGGAAAAAGGAAACGCUUUUCACGCGGCUAAAAACAUCGUAACGAGACAUUCAUUUAGAAAUGGCGAAAACGGUUCGAAUUUUCAAUCUGGUGAAAAUCGGAAGAAAAUCUCGGCUCCGGCCGUUUUCUGCGGUUAUUCGAAAGUUAAUUUCGACGACGAAAAGUCUCCAGUUCCUUCUCGUAGCAAAUCUCAGAGUCUUCCGACGUCAGCACUGGGAAUCGAUUCGUACGAUCUCAUCGUCACGGACAUUCUUCGCGUGUCACCCGAAGACUUUGCCACUCAAAUAACGCUCCUCGAUCUUCCCGCGUUCAGAGGCAUAACUUUGGAAGAAUUACAGGGAUGCGGUUGGAAUAAGAAGAACAAACUCGUCGUCGCACCGAACGUCGUCGCUUUCACCCGACGAUUCAAUCACAUUAGCUUUUGGACGGUUCAAGAAGUGUUGAACGCGUCCGCUCUCAAACGGAGAACGGAAGUACUCGUUCACUUUAUAAAAAUUGCUAAAAAACUCUACGAGUUGAACAAUCUUCAUUCGCUAUUCGCGAUAUUGUCCGCUCUUCAAUGUGCGUCCAUAUACAGGUUGAGCAAAACAUGGAGUCACAUAUCGAAAAAGGAUAAGCAAUCGUUUGAUAAAUUGCUUGACGUAUUUGCAGAUGCCAACAAUUGGCAAAACCUUCGGGAACAUUUGGAUUCGCUUAAACUUCCUUGCAUUCCUUAUUUGGGUUUAUUUCUAACCGAUCUCGUGUACAUCGACAUGGCGCAUCCUCAAUCCGGCGGCCUAGAAUCCGAACAACGACGAAUCAAAAUGAACAACGUUUUGAGAGUCAUAUCGAAUUUUCAAGAAUCGAAUUACAAUCAUUUGAAUCCGAUACCACACGUUCAACGGUAUUUGAAUUCGAUUCGAUAUAUCGAAGAACUACAGAAAUUCGUCGAGGACGAUCAGUACAAAUUGUCUCUCAGAUUGGAACCUCCGUCGUCGGCGCCGAGUUCUUCGAGUUCUAAAGAAUCCGUGAGCGAAACGGUUGCAUCUCUAAACCUGUCGCCGGCCAAAGGUGGUCUCAGUUCAGGUUCCCUAAGACUUCAAGCCGCUUUAACCAACGGUAACAAAUUCGUACCGGGUCAUAGAAAAUGUCGGAGUCUCGGAACGAAAUUUCGUAGUACAAGCCUUCCACGUAAUUUAUAUAAUCACAUGUUGGGCGGCUGUCAUCAAAGUCGAUCCCACGGAGCCAUGGGAGCAAACAAACAAACAAACGGUCGUGACAUUUUCAACAAAUGCGUUCAGGUGACUCCCUGCGAACAAGAUCGCAUGUAUACAAUUCCACGGCACCUUUUAGACGAUUCAGUUUUAGAAGAACAACAACAGUGCACGAAUUUAAGACUGAACGAUUCGAUGAUAAAAAAUGGCGGAGAUGGUUCCACGUUAACGAUAAAUUCGGACGAGUUGAGCGACGAAUUAUCAAACGAUUGUCUCAUGCAAGGAUGCCUGAGGAGGAAAACGAUACUCAAAGAUGGUAAGAAACCGGGUGUGACGUCAUGGCAAAGGUAUUGGGUCCAGCUGUGGGGUUCGUCGCUCGUUUUUUUCUCACCCAAAGGAUUCAAAGGAACGGAAAGACACGAUUUCAAAAAGGAACCGUGUAAAAUGAUGGCCAUAUCCGGUUGGACGGUUUGCCCGACGGAAAAUCCACUGCAACCGGAUCUUUUUCAAAUAGCCGAUCUUCAGCGGGGGAACGUUUAUAAAUUUCGUUCCGGUAAUAAAUCGACGGCUUUUCAAUGGUGUAAACAAUUAACGAGGAUCUCGGCUGGCGUAGAGGAAAAACCUUUGCCGGUCAAUUUGAUGUCUUUCGAAUGA